UUUUUCGGUCACACUAACCAUAAAAAUUAAUAAAAAAAAAUUAUCAAAUGACGAUGCUGCAGAUAUAAACAAAGAAAAGCUAGAAAAAACGUUUAUUCUUCAACGUCCGAGUCUUUCGUCAGGCCAAUGACUUUCCAUAUCAACGUGGAUUCCCUGAACACAACUCUGCAGACGCUAGCCGAACGCGUGGAGCUCUUUGCUGGUGUUGCACUUCAAGCGGCUGUCGAUUUGCGAAGCAAAUUCGAGUCAUUGACGGGUGAUUUUGACUGGCAGAACGGCCCCAUAGCCUUCACGGAUCUGCAGGCAACGCUACUAAAGGUCCUGCUCGUCCUGCUUCUAGGAACUUGUGUACUCAUUGGUUAUUCGUGGUCUGUUUACGGCCAGGUCAUCACUGAGAAGUUUGUGAGGCCAAGCACUCUUAAGGAAAUCGAAGAACUUAAAUUGUCGGUGGCCAAGUUAAAGUUGCCCAAGGAACACUCGCCACGUAUUUAAGCUAGACAUGUCCAAGAUCAAGAAGUUCUUCAGU
Molecule: messenger RNA, 526 nt
Organism: Drosophila kikkawai
Lineage: Eukaryota; Metazoa; Arthropoda; Insecta; Diptera; Drosophilidae
Source: RefSeq, a predicted model, not a curated record